Mizuhopecten yessoensis (Yesso scallop) is the source of this 1191-nucleotide messenger RNA. Its product is annotated as loricrin-like. NCBI's taxonomy places the organism in Eukaryota, Metazoa, Mollusca, Bivalvia, Pectinida, Pectinidae. The record is from RefSeq and is a predicted model, not a curated record. The coding region runs from base 1 to 1191 and encodes 396 amino acids. The transcript has 3 exons.
AUGUCUAUGGUUGAUGGGGGAGAAAGUAAUGGUGGAGGUUCAACUCCUGAUAUGCUAUGUGGGCUAGCAGGUAGAGGUUCAACUCUAGAUGAAAUAUGUGGGCUAGCAGGUUGGGGUUCAACACCUAAUGAGCUAUUUGAGCUAGCAGGUGGAAGUUCAACACCUGAUAUACUAUGGGAACUAGCAGGUGGAGGUUCAACUCCUAAUGAACUAUGUGGGCUAGCAGGUUGUGGUUCAGCUCAUGAUGAAAUAUAUCGACUAGCUGGUGGAUGUUCAACUCUAGAUGAAAUAUGUGGAGUUGCAGGUGGAGGUUCAACACCUGAUGAACUAUGUGGGCUAGCAGGUGGAGGUUCAACUCCUGAUGAACUAUGUGGGCUAGCAGGUGGAGGUUCAACUCCUGAUGAACUAUGUGGGCUAGCAGGUGGAGGUUCAACUCCUGAUGAACUAUGUGGGCUAGCAGGUGGAGGUUCAACACCUGAUGAACUAUGUGGGCUAGCAGGUGGAGGUUCAACUCCUGAUGAACUAUGUGGGCUAGCAGGUGGAGGUUCAACUCCUGAUGAACUAUGUGAGCUAGCAGGUGGAGGUUCAACUCCUGAUGAACUAUGUGGGCUAGCAGGUGGAGAUUCAACUCUAGAUGAACGAUGUGGGCUAGCAGGUAGAGGUUCAACUCUAGAUGAACUAUGUCAGCUAGCAGGUGGAGGUUUUACUCCUGAUGAAAUAUGUGGGCUAGCAGGUGGAGGUUCAACUCUAGAUGAACUAUGUGAGCUAGCAGGUGGAGGUUCAACACCUGAUGAACUCUGUGGGCUUGCAGGUGCAGGUCCAACUCCUGAUGAACUAUGUGGGCUAGCAGGUGAAGGUUCAACACCUGACGAACUAGCAGGUGGAGGUUCAACUCUAGAUGGACUAUGUGGACUAGCAGGUGGAGGUUCAACUCCUGAUGAUUUCUGUGGGCUCGCAGGUGCAGGUUCAACACAUGAUGAACUAUGUGGGCUAGCAGGUGGAGGUUCAACUCUAGUUGAACUAUGUGCAGGUUCAACUCCUGAUGAGCUAUGUGGGCUAGCAGGUGGAGGUUCAACACAUGAUGAACUCUGUGGGCUAGCAGGUGCAGGUUCAACUCCUGAUGAACUAUGUGGGCUAGCAGGGGGAGGUUCAACUCUAGUUGAACUAUGUGAGCUAGCAGGGUUUGGUUAA